UGGUGCUGGUGCUUAAGUGAUGCCACUUUGAAGUGAUACUUGAGAGAGCGAGGAUAUUCCAUUUGAAUUGCUUCAGAUCUCUCAUCGCAUCUUAGUGAUGGGAAGCUUGGAUCCUUUUACUGACUUGGAUCUUUGAAUCUCGUUCAGCAACACGAACAAAUCUUUUUUUGACCGCCCCAUAGGCGGAAUGCAGUGGGGCUGUGAAGUGAUGAACGAACGACUCGAACCCGAAGACUCGAGAGGGUAACUAACCAUUUCUGUUUCCAGUACUGCAUGGUGCAUUGCCUAUGGGGCGGUCACGUUCAUAAAUGACACAUCACUAUCGCGUCUCACACUUGCAUCCUUCUCUCGCAUCCUAAGGGAGUAGAGCAAAGACGCAAGGAAAGGAAGCGAGGAAAGGAAACGUGGACGCACAAAUAAGAAAUGAGUAGCACCCACACCCUUUAUAUACUACACUCCUUCCCGCCAUGUUGAAAUGUGAUAUUAGUGACCGCAGACAGGCGGCGCUAGUGAGUAAAAACGCCCCGAAAGGUAAGCAACUCUAGCCGUAUACAUUACUGUCUCUCACUCGCUUUCAGACGGAUUGCGGCAACUUUCACACAGAACGGAUACAAAGGAUUUUCUUUUUCUAUUUUCCACACCUAAACAGCAUGACUCCACUGCGCUGUUAGGAUACAGUCGGUAAAGAGGUCUUAUGACUGUUUGGUGUAACAGAGGGAGCAGCCAUGAAAAGGAACAAGCAAUGGGAUGUCAGAGGAGCAGUAGGCUUUGCAGCUUUCUUCCAUUUCCUCUAUUCCUGUGCCAGAGGCUGCCUUUUGCCCUUCCUCACCAUUUACUUUCGGCACCUUGGCCUCACUGCUGCCAUGACAGGCACCAUCAUGGCUGUUAAACACGUAGUUGCGCUGGUGUGGACACCUCUCUCCUGCAUCCUGGCCAGGCGCCAUAAUAAACGGCGCAUGGUCAUAACAGGGUCUCUCGUUUGCUCAGCAGCAGUUGCAUUAGUGCUUCUGCUCUUCCCACCCACAGGAAAGAGCACAGAGAGCCGAAGUUGUAAUAUUAGUCAGCUGAAUGCAGUACAUGAGCUUAGCUCAACUACUCUGAAACCCAAGACAACGCUACAAAAAUUCUCUGCACCUGUUUUGUUCUCAACAGAACACAAGAUGACGCCUACCGAAGAGUACAAUAACACUGAAUCCAUACCUACAACGCCAGUCAGAAUCUCAGAAUUACAUAACAACCAGAGUACCACUGUGAAUACAACAAACAGUCAAAGUGACUGGAAAGAAUCUUUGGAAACAAAAAGUUUUCAGAUGCCUUCACCAGAUAAGAGGAGCAGAUCUUUAACCAAGCGUGAACAAAAGCAGCAGGAGAUGAACAAGAUUCAAUAUGAAUUCCUUGGGAGCUUGAAAGUCAUGGACACGCAACAUCAAAUGUUUUUCUUGGUCAUGAUCAUCAUAAUCCUAUGGGAGAUUCUGGCUGCCCCAUUGACAUGGACAGCUGAUGAUGGGCUCCAUGAGUACCUUGAUUUUGUGGAUGCCACAGAACGUCACAGGGCUGUUAAACCAUGGAGAUUGUUAGGGACUGCUGGUGGUAUGGGAUGCUCUGGUAUUCUAGUAAGCCUCCUUUACUGUUUAAUUGGAACAGUGUUGCAUUUUUACACCUACUCUCUGCUCAUGGUUCUAGCAGUGCCUCUUGCUGCUUUGUUACCACUUUACCGGCACAAACGUGAACAUGUUCCUGGGGCUGGCUUGAAGGCACUGCACCUAGUACGAGGAGACUCGCAGGCACUGCUCUGUGCCAUCACUGCUGUCCUUGCUGGCAUGGCAGGCUCUGCUGUAUCUGACUUCCUUCUGUGGCAGAUGCAAGAUCACAAUGCUACAGAGCUUCAAAUGGGUAUUACUUUGGCUGUUGUGCCUCUGUGCCAGGCUGCCUUUGCCCCACUGAAUGAAUGUUUAACUCGUCUUCUGAAAUCCCAUGGCCGGCUACUACCUCUUGGUAUCAUGGGUCUGUCUCUGCAGUGCCUUUCCUAUUCUUUCAUGUGGACUCCAUGGACAGUACUUCCUUCUCAGGUUCUGGCUGGAAUCAGCAUUGGUGCCCUCUGGUGGUCAUUAGAGGCUCAAUCUGUGGACAUAGCCUCUCCAGGGACAGAGCUGGCAGUGAAGCGAGUGUUUGAAGCCCUUUAUCAAGAUCUUGGUACUGGACUAGGCAGUGUAGCAGGUGGGUUUGUGGUACAGAAGUUUGGGAUUAAGAUCCUCUUCCAGGGUACAGCAGCAAUGCUCGGAGUGUGGUGCAUUUCUUUAGCCAUGCUGCAGUGGAGAAUCCCUCGCCAGCGCAGGAUAAAUUACUCACGCCUGCUGGCGGCUGAUGCCAGUGAAAUGAGCGAGUCGGAGUCUGAGCAGGACAAUGACUGGUUGGAGAAAGCCAUGGAGGAGGACAAGGGGAACAAUAAUUGGAGGAGGCUGGAUUAAUCAGGAUGAUAAACAUUCUUCCACAAAGAUAUGAUGCCAGAAAACCAGCUGAGUGACUGUUAAAGUCAAAGCCAUUGCAAUGUGGAGGGCUUAAAAGUCAGUAUGUUGAAAUAUUAUACUUUUGUUCCAGAUUGGCCUUAAUGGCUUUAAGAACAUUACAGAAGGUCAUUAAAUCACAGUUGCUUUGCUUCUAUUGCUCAGCCUGUCACAGCUGGAUGCUGCAUGAGCUGCAAUUUGUUUCAGCUGCCAUAAAGCCAGUAUGAUUGUCCUAAAUUACAUAUUGUUAAGUAUGCUAAUCUUAUAAAGAAAAGUAAAGCUUACAUAACUGUUUCUUUUUUUUAUUGCCUCUUUAAAGCUCAAAAAUGCCUGGAACCAUAUUACAUUUAAAAAGCAAUGAAAUACAGUAUGUUUUUAUGGCUUUCUUAAACUAAUUAUAUCACCACCACAGAGCAUCAGACGAGAUAUACAAUUAUGCCACAGCACUGUUAAAUUCUUGCUUUUGAUUCAUCUGAAGGUGUUCAUUAAAUUUUGAUUAUCUAUAGCUCGGACAGUAGUCCUGCUGGCAAGUUUUUUUAUUAAUUCACUCAUUUUAAUGUUAUCAUUUCUAUCGUAACAAUGUACACACUGGGGUGUGUGUAAGCUUAGGUAAUUGUUCAUAUGGUGACAUUUUCUGGCCCAGUUUCUUGAAAGAGAAAAAAGAGAGGCUGGUGAGAGAAUGGCUGUUUCUAACUGUUCUAAUCUAAGUGUUAAGGCAUGCACAACAGUCCACAACAUUAAAUGUGGCUAUAAAUGUUUAAAAUUCUGACAUGUUCUAUAAUAGAUAAAAAUUGUCAAAAUUGACACCUGACCAUCACACCCAUAUGUGCUUUUUGAACAUCCCAAUUUCCCGUUGCUGUUAUAAUAACUGCCACUGUUUUGAGAAGGCUGAGGAGAUUUUGUAAUGUUGCUCUGAGCAUCAUCAGCUACAAGAGCAUUAGUGAGGUCUGGCACUGAUGUCGGGCGAGGAGGUUUGGCACAUAGUUGGCCUUCUGGUUCAUCGCAAAAGUGAGGUCAGGGCUCUGUGCAGGCCACUCGAGUUCUUCCACACUAACCUUGGCAAAUCAUGUCUUCAUGGACCUCACUUUGUGCACAUGUGCUUGCCAUGUUUCCUGUUAAAGUCCAUCGCAACCUUGUGACCGCUUCCCACCCAGGCUAUGAAAUUGAUUUCAAUACGUUCUUUAGGGCUGCAACUAACGAUUAUUUUCAUAAUCGAUUAGUUGGCCGAUUAUUUUUAUUAUUUAAUCAGAUGGGGGGGACUAUCAAUACCAUUUUUUCAUUUAUUUAAAAUAAAAUCUGCAAACUGAGUGUUACAAAUAUAAACUUCAGACUAAAACUUUACACAGCUGUUUGUCCAAUUAUAUAAGACUGAAAAGAACCCAAUACACACAGACACACAUCAGAAUAUAUAU
Messenger RNA from Ictalurus furcatus (blue catfish), 3916 nucleotides. RefSeq names its product major facilitator superfamily domain containing 6-like (gene mfsd6l). The record is from RefSeq and is a predicted model, not a curated record. Gene Ontology annotation, cellular component: membrane. Lineage: Eukaryota; Metazoa; Chordata; Actinopteri; Siluriformes; Ictaluridae. The transcript is spliced from 2 exons. The coding region runs from base 726 to 2468 and encodes 580 amino acids.